AUGUCGGGAAUCACCGACUUCCUCGGCCGUGCCAUCAGCACGGUCAAGCAGGCCAUCGACGCCGACAACGCCGCCGAGUAUGACAAGGCCUUUCAACUAUACACAAAGUCGCUUGAGCUCUUCGUCCUCGCCGUCAAGUGGGAGAAGAACCCAAAGUCAAAGGAACUCAUCCGACAGAAGACGGCCGAGUACAUGGACCGCGCCGAGAAGCUUAAAACAUACCUUAACGAAGCAGAGAGUAAAAAGAGCGGCGGGGGCGGGAACAAACCCGGGGCCGUGGGCGUUAAUGGCGGCGGCAAGGGCAAGGGGAGCGCCGACGACGGCGACGAGGACAACAAGAAGCUGCGCAAUGCCCUUAGCGGUGCCAUUUUGCAAGAGCGACCUAAUGUGCGGUGGGACGACGUCGCCGGUCUCGAGGGUGCCAAAGACACGCUAAAGGAGGCUGUCGUGCUGCCCAUCAAGUUCCCGUCAUUGUUCCAGGGCAAGCGUCAGGCGUGGAAGGGCAUUCUCCUUUAUGGCCCGCCUGGAACGGGUAAGAGUUAUCUGGCCAAGGCGGUCGCGACGGAGGCAAACAGCACAUUCUUCAGUGUCAGCAGUUCCGAUCUCGUGAGCAAGUGGAUGGGAGAGAGUGAGAGGCUCGUCAAGGCCCUCUUCAGCAUGGCGAGAGAAAACAAGCCCUCAGUCCUCUUCAUUGACGAAAUCGACGCCCUCUGCGGACCCCGCGGCGAAGGCGAGUCCGAGGCGUCAAGACGUAUCAAGACGGAGCUGCUCGUGCAGAUGGACGGUGUCGGAAACGACAGCAAGGGCAUCCUGGUCCUGGGCGCGACCAACAUCCCCUGGCAGCUCGACGCCGCCAUCCGCAGACGUUUCCAGCGCCGCGUGCACAUUGGUCUCCCCGACGUCAACGGCCGCGCGCGCAUGUUCAAGCUGGCCGUCGGCGACACGGAAACGCACCUCCAGGCGGACGACUACCGCGUCCUGGCUGAGCUGUCGGAGGGUUUCUCUGGCAGUGAUAUCGCCAACGUGGUGCAGCAGGCUUUGAUGGGGCCCGUUCGCAAGAUUAUCCAAGCCACACACUUCAAGCCGGUUGUUCACGAGGGUCAGAAGAAGCUGACACCUUGCUCGCCUGGCGACCCCCAAGCCAAGGAGAUGACGUACCACGACGUCGACUCGGAGGAGCUGAUGGCGCCCAUCAUCGAGCUCAAGGACUUCAAGCAGGCCCUUAGGGACUCGCAUCCCACCGUUUCUGACGACGACGCCGCCAAGCAAAUAGAGUGGACAAACGAGUUUGGUAGCGAGGGCGCAUGA
Messenger RNA from Colletotrichum acutatum, 1308 nucleotides. RefSeq names its product ATPase. NCBI's taxonomy places the organism in Eukaryota, Fungi, Ascomycota, Sordariomycetes, Glomerellales, Glomerellaceae. Gene Ontology annotation, molecular function: ATP binding; ATP hydrolysis activity. The record is from RefSeq and is a predicted model, not a curated record. Gene Ontology annotation, biological process: vacuole organization; endosomal transport. The transcript is spliced from 3 exons. The coding region runs from base 1 to 1308 and encodes 435 amino acids.